AUUUCGCUCUUGCCUCUCUCUUCUAGUGCACUCACUCGCAGGGCUGCCUGUGAACAACGUUGUCUUCUUGGUCUUCUUGCCGGGGGCAGUAGCGGUAGCUGCAGAGCUUGACAGGAGUGGCUGCCUGUGGGGCAUGGAAGCAGCCUCCCCGGUAGCCCAGAGAGAAGCGAGCGAGCCCCGCUGUCUGUGACCUAGGAGUGAGGCUGCUGUCCCCUGCGUGGGGAGCUCAUCAUCCACAGAGAGUCUCGCCUUUCCUUCUCUUCCAAGUCUCCCUCUGCAGGGCCGGCUAAAGCCAGGAUCCACACCAGAGGGGACCAUGGAACUGCUGUCCACCCCCCACAGCAUCGAGAUCAACAAUAUCACUUGUGACUCUUUCCGUAUCUCCUGGGCCAUGGAAGACAGUGACCUGGAGAGGGUCACCCAUUAUUUCAUUGACCUCAACAAGAAGGAAAACAAGAAUUCCAACAAGUUCAAACACCGGGAUGUCCCCACCAAGCUCGUGGCCAAAGCAGUGCCUCUGCCCAUGACAGUGAGAGGCCACUGGUUCCUGAGUCCCCGUACAGAAUACAGUGUGGCCGUGCAGACAGCGGUGAAGCAGAGCGAUGGGGAGUACCUGGUGUCUGGCUGGAGUGAGACUGUGGAGUUCUGCACUGGAGAUUAUGCCAAGGAGCACCUGGCCCAGCUGCAGGAGAAGGCUGAGCAGAUCGCUGGCCGCAUGCUCCGCUUCUCUGUGUUCUACCGCAACCAUCACAAGGAGUACUUCCAGCAUGCCAGGACCCACUGCGGGAACGUGCUGCAGCCUUACCUGAAGGACAACAGUGGCAGCCAUGGCUCCCCAACCAGUGGCAUGCUGCACGGUGUCUUCUUCAGCUGCAACACGGAGUUCAACACAGGCCAGCCCCCACAGGACUCCCCUUAUGGCCGCUGGCGCUUCCAGAUCCCUGCCCAGCGCCUCUUCAACCCCAGCACCAACCUCUACUUUGCGGACUUCUACUGUAUGUACACAGCCUACCACUAUGCCAUCCUGGUACUGGCACCCAAGGGCUCCCUGGGGGACCGCUUCUGUCGUGACCGGCUGCCCCUCCUGGACAUUGCCUGCAACAAGUUCCUGACCUGCAGUGUGGAAGACGGAGAGCUGAUCUUCCGCCAUGCUCAGGACCUCAUCCUGGAGAUUAUCUACACCGAGCCCGUCGACCUGUCCCUGGGCACGCUGGGAGAGAUCAGCGGGCACCAGCUCAUGAGCCUGUCCACUGCCGAUGCCAAGAAAGAUCCCAGCUGCAAGACCUGCAACAUCAGCGUGGGCCGCUAGGGACUCCUGGGGAGCUGGCGGCCUGGGGAGAGAUGGCAAGAGAGCGGGGAUGUGUGGCUUAGGUUUGGGGAGCUGGCUUUCUCUUCCUCCCCCUGCUCCCUCCACUCUGUCCAUCUACCCUUCCUCCACCCUGUUGUUGGUGACAACAGAAGGUAGUCCUCUUGUUAGCAUGGCCCAUUUCAGGCCUGGUGGACUUGGGGUGGGGGCGGUUCUCGGCAGGAGAUGACUUCCUUUUCUGUUUUUCCUCUUCUGCUUUUGGGCCUCAAGCAGGCCUCUAUCUCCCAGAGUCCUCCCUGCCUCCUGGGCCAAAGCCCGUGUGUAACCUGGCCUCCACAUAGAUGCAGAAAGUUGUGGGGCACCUCCUUCUUAGCCCCACCCACCCCACUCAGGGCCACCCCAGACAGCCCCCUCCCUACUCAGCUGGGCCCCAGGUCUUUGACACCUCCAGGCCAGGACCCUCCCUCUAUAAAUAAGCUCCUGCAUUGCUGUCUCACCCUGGCUGCUCCUCCCCCUACCCCCGGAGCCCUCUUCCCGCAUGGGAGAACUGUCCAUCCUUUCUGUCACUGUCAUCAGCCGUUUAAGAUACCCUCCCACUUUCUGGAAAAGUACCCUCUCUCGUUUCCUAGUUUGGAGGGCUCUGGGCUCUUGAGAUUUUACUUUCUUCUGUCUGGGGAUGAUAUAUUCCUUGGCAAACCUUCUCCCUCGCUCAGAGAGCACAAGGGCCUAAAAGGAAAAAAAAAAAAAAAAAAAAAAAAACAGCUACUGGGGUCGAGGAGGGGGAAGGAAACCCCGAGACCUAGUCCUCAGCCAGAAGUGGGCCACCUCAUGUCUUGAUGGGUCUGAUAGAGCUAGAGAACCGAGUGUGGCCCGCAGAGCCCUGCCACCCUGCCCAGCUGUGCAUUUUGCUCGCUCCCUUGCCCGCUCUGCCUUCGAGUCAUGACUGUUCUGUGCUGUGUGUGAGCCCGACUGUGGGCUUCUCCGUCAUGCCACCUCCUGCCCUAUCUGGGCUGCUCCCCUGGGGAGUUCUUGAUGGGUCCCCCCCCCCACACACACAGUUUCCCAUGUGUUCAUCUUGUUCCUGCUGUUGUCUGGGUCAGGAGGGUGGUGAGAGUGGGCAGGCAGGUGGGGAGGUAGAGUAGAGGGAGGGCAAAGUCACAUUUUCAGAGGUGACAGAUGACACACAGGCCUCUGGAUUUCUGUGAAGGACAGAGGAGCUGGCAGGCCCACAGGGCCAUCCCUCUGAGGGACAGGUGAAUGGCUGGUCUCCAGAGGUGAUGCUGGUGGACAGCAAGCACCUCAUUGGAAUGGCACAGGAAGUCUGGGAUCCUGGGAAAUGUGUGUACAAGAGGAUCUGACCCCUAAGCCCCUCCCCCUCUGCUGACAGCGCUGCUGUGGGCGUGGCUUGCUGCCUUGUCCUCUGUCCCUGGGUGGGGUACACCCUCCUGUGCUGUGCUUGCCAUGUGCAUCAAUAAACCACCAUGGCCCAAGGGC
Molecule: messenger RNA, 2800 nt
Organism: Chionomys nivalis (European snow vole)
Lineage: Eukaryota; Metazoa; Chordata; Mammalia; Rodentia; Cricetidae
Gene: Phyhip
Product: phytanoyl-CoA 2-hydroxylase interacting protein
Exons: 5
Coding region: 317-1309 (330 amino acids)
Cellular component (GO): cytoplasm
Molecular function (GO): protein binding
Source: RefSeq, a predicted model, not a curated record